UCUAACUCUUCUCUAGGACCUAAAAGGUGGGGUGACAGUUGCUCCGGGAGCCAACAGUCGCCUAUAGACAUUAGCACCACCGCCGCCACGUAUGACUCAAGCCUGGGUAAUUUUACACUUGUCAACUACGCCAAUGCACCAGCUGGUGUUAAUUUUACCGCCAAAAAUAGUGGUAAAUCCUUGAAAGUAUCAAUGGACAGCCAUAUAUGCAACGUAAGCGGAGGUGGCCUCCCCGGAGUUUACACCACCGUUCAGUUUCACCUGCACUGGGGAUCAAACAACAACAAAGGAUCGGAACACACUAUGGACGGGCUGAUGUACCCUGCCGAGGUGUGUUACCUCGACGACGUGUACUGUGUACAACAACCUCGUCCCUGGGGGUCUGCCCUCAGAAAAUGGAAGGGGCGCCCCUGAGGUGCCCCUCCCAUUGGGGACGAGAUUGUUCUGUGUGAUGUGAUUUGCCCAAAAUUUUGCAGUUCACUAUGAAAUUUACUGUUUUUAAACAGUAAAUUUCACUUUUACUAGUGUGCUACGAAAUAUUUAAUUUUAAAUGUUUCGCCGCCAAUUUAAUGAGGAAAGGUGCCUUGAGUCAAGACAAGCAAAGGGCCGGGGGAAUCAAAUGUUAUUUUCACUCGUAAUUGCCUAAAAUAAUUUUUCAAUUGAACUUGCAGAUCCAUUUUGUCAGCAUGAACACCAGAUACUCCAGCCUUGGUGAUUCCCUAGGUCAUUCAGAUGGUUUGGCCGUGCUGGGUGUUUUUCUUAAGGUAACGCACGUUUGCCUCUUCAUAAAACCCAUCCACUCCUAGAUUCCUUUUUAAGGGACGCCGUGUCGUAAUGUUCCUGUUCACCAGUUUUUGUCUGUGAAACAGUGACGUCUUGUGAGCGCGACCGAUCAUCAAAUGGAACCUCCAAGGCAGUGCUUUCACAUGAUAUGAUUUAUUUAGUACGUUGCUCUAGCUUCUGAGAUCGCUGACCCCUAUUCUCCCGUAAUCGACCAUUUUACUGUCCUUCUUCACUCUUUAGCAAUACCUCCCAUAGUAUACUAUUCAUUUAUUGUGUUCUUCUAACUUUCAGGAAGUCCGUGGAUGAAAUCUUACCCCCUGAUACGAUCGUUUAUAAUUGAUUCCUCUUAAGGAGUGUCCGGCUUCAUGAAUAGUUCAAACAUUUGCAGUAUAGACCAAGGAGUAGACAUGUCGGAAGGCUUAAAGCGAAUCAAGGAAACAAAUUUUUCAUUGUUUUAUUAUUAUUGCUUUCUAAAUGUUAGGUUGGUUCAAGCGAACAUGAGCACUAUAAAUUGUUCUUGGAUCAUAUCAGUUCUGUGAUUAACAAAGGUAAGGUGUGCAUAGUAUUCUUAACUUUCAAGGAAAAAAACAUCCAAGCAUGUUUAAUGCUGUGUUAAAAUGAGUGCAACACGAGCAUUGGUUGGAAAAAAUGCAGAUGCGGUAUGGAUGAUACAUAAUAGAUUGUGGAUGAAUUAAAUUUCAUGUAUUUCAAACAUGUGUCCUCGCUGUUUUUUCUGAUGGACGGGUAGUUGAAACAACCUAUGUAGCAGGGAUUCGCUUUUCAGAAAGAGCUUCUUAAGCUCAAGAACCCUUAGUGUCGAGCCUUUCUUUAUCCUUUGUGGUUGGAAUUGCAGUUUUAUCAUCACAAAAACAUCCAUACUGUAAAUCAUGAGUCUUAAUGUUGUUGUUGAAGUGGUUUUCACAGUUCAUCUUCCGCUACACAGGUGAGCGCGUGAGCUUUCCAGCCUUUCCGCUUAUGAAUCUCCUUCCAACAGACAAGACCAAGUAUUUCCGGUACCCAGGCUCCCUGACAACCCCGCCCUGCAGUGAGGCUGUCACCUGGACUGUUUUCAAAGAUCCUAUCGAGAUAUCGCAGGCUCAGGUAAAAUUUAAAAAAUAUCAUUAUUCACAAUGAUGAAAAUGAUGAUUGUGACUAGAAAUUAACUGAGAUGAAGACUAUUAUAGGUAGGCCUCUUUAACGAUUUGUAGAAAACUAUCUUGAGUAUUGUGGCAGAGUUUCCACGAAUUUAAGUGGAUGCGCACGCCCGAAGGGAGAAUUGUUCCAUGAAACGCCAACAUUUUCCUAGGAAUAUGCCCCUGAAUUAAAACUUCUCGCGUCACAGUGCCAGCCUUAAAACAGGUGAGUCGGUCUAUUUUAGUACAUGUACUUUUUGUGACACGAACCGAUCUCAGUUCUUUUUCCCUUUAUAGCUGGAUGCUCUGCGUUCCAUGAAGAUGAACAGCACCAUGAACAUUGUCGACAAUUACCGCCCCGUUCUCGACCUUGGGAGCCGGAAACUGAAAGCCAGCUUUGACGAGCGUUUGAAACAGGCUGAUCCAACUGCAGCAGGCGUUGUUCUCAAAAUAUCCAACGUCGUCUUGCUGUUGGUCCUCUUCCUGGGAGCAGUUUUCUAG
Messenger RNA from Porites lobata, 2417 nucleotides. NCBI's taxonomy places the organism in Eukaryota, Metazoa, Cnidaria, Anthozoa, Scleractinia, Poritidae. The record is from the annotation of a GenBank genome assembly.